AUGGGUGCGCCACCAGCAAAGAAGCCGUUAGUGAACAAGAAUCUUAUAUCCUUGAAAAUUGUGCUCUUCCUGUUCUACGGAGCCCUAGGAUGUCUUCAUCCAUACAUCCAGAAGCAUAUGACCCUGACCGGGUUGAAUUACUACGAGUCGCAGCUGGUGACGUUGAUUGCACCGUUGGUAGCGAUACUGGGACCGUUGAUAAUUGCACCGCUGGUCGAUCGAUUGGCAGGACGUGCCGGGGCAUCGUUCGGUAAGCGAUUGCGCUUGCUGGCUGCACUCUGCAUGAUUCUAUCCGUGGUGCUCUACUCGGUGCUGUUUUUUGUCGUUCCACGUGUGGAACGGCAAGAAUCAAGCCGCUCGGAGGUGAGCUUUGCCUGUGACUAUGAUGGUGCCAUCAUCUUCCAGCAGCGAUGCAGUGAGGAACGCACCUGCUAUCAGUGGAAACGCGAGAAGAUUGGCCACCUGACGCUUACGAACUGUUCCUACACCUGCCAGAAACCGGUCGAGUUUGAGAAUCUUAACCACCCGUACACGAAAGGACUAAUUUUGCCUUCGUCCACCGAAAGUUCGCUGGAGGAUGAAGAUUACGAUCUGAACGAUGAACCACUGCCCGCACCGGAGAAUAUAAGACAGGAGCCGAAAAUACAGGUAGACAACACACCGAUCCCGGUACCGCACAUCUGCGAGCAUAAGGGUGAUCCGGAGAAGGAACUGUGCCAUGCAUAUACAUCGGCAGCCGAAUCGUUAAAGCUGGCAACGGUCCUGCGUAGUGCGGUGAAUGAGGAGAAUGAAACGCACAGUGCUGAGUGGUGUCGCUAUCCGCUGGAUGGGUUUUCCUGCGAUAUACCGGAGAAGCAAAUCAUCUGGAUGAAGUUGUUGACCAACUCGUCCAACUGUACGCCGAAGGUUGAGUGUGAGGUGCACAAUCCUUACGAUGAUGAGGAGAGCGUUCUUUCCGAGAGUGUAUGCAUGAGAAUUGUUGGAGAUCCUGAGGUAACUUUCUGGUCGUAUCUCGUCCUGAGAUCGUUCGGAGAUGCAUUCCUGCUUGCCGUUAUUGUACUGCUGAAUGCGGCCACCAUCAUUGCAACACGCGAAACUUCAACCGGUCGGGGUGACUUCGGUCGACAGAUUGUCUGGGGUGCGAUUGGGUGGGCGAUUUCGUACUUUGCUCUUGGAUGGUUCCUCGAGACGUACUACGGAUACGUUGGUUUGGCACUGUUGGCCGCUUUGGUGCUGCUGGUAUCAUCCGGUAUGCCUCUAACACCGCCCGAGAUGUGGUGGCACACUAAGUGCGGUAUGGUCGCUAUCCCAAUGUCCGCUAUUCGUCGGUACGGUCCCGAGUCGGCCGGCCUCUGUUUGGUCACGUUGAUCCUCGGUACCUUCUGGGCCGUUCUCGAUAACUACGAAGGUGUGCUGGUGAAGACGUACGACAUACAUCCACCGGCGGACAGUUACUAUGGUGAGGUGUGGAGCGCUUUCGUCAUACUCGGCGCAUUGCUCACCAUCCCGACCCUGUGGUACGCGGAGAAGAUUGUCGAUUUCUGUGGCCACUCCAACAUUCUGAUUACCGGCAUUACGACGUUCAUUUUCCGCUUUUCACUGCUCGCUACGACGGAAGCGGCAUGGUGGCGUGUGAUUAUCGAUUUCCUGUACCCAGUCACGCUCGGACUUACCUGGCUGACGAUCGUGUUCUACAUGCGUCACAUUAUGCCGCGCCGUAUCAUCACCACCGGUCAGGCAUUGCCCGUCAUCUUCCAUUUCUGUCUUGGCCGCUUUCUCGGUGCACUGAUCGGCAUGUGGACGAACAUUGAUGAUCUGAUCGUUAGCUUCCAGGCGCUAGCGAUCAGCGCUUGUAUUAUCUCCGUGCUGUACUUCUUGCUGUACCAUCUCGUGCUUGCUCCACGUUGUGCCGCUCGGCUGCAUCACGAACCGUCUGCAUCGGCCCUGAACAUUACGGCGCCUGAGCCGGGCAAUGGACAUACCCAGCAACAGCAGCAGCAGACACCACUGGCACAACCCGUCCAGACAAAUGGUAGCUACCAGCCACUCCGGAUCUAUCACAACUACCGUGGACGGAAGGGUCACUUCCGCUACUAAUCAGCUGUUAAUAAGCAGCCGUUACAAAAAAAGGCUCCGAGCUUUACUAGUCCUGUUUA
Molecule: messenger RNA, 2156 nt
Organism: Anopheles maculipalpis
Lineage: Eukaryota; Metazoa; Arthropoda; Insecta; Diptera; Culicidae
Exons: 4
Coding region: 1-2097 (698 amino acids)
Cellular component (GO): membrane
Source: RefSeq, a predicted model, not a curated record